Folsomia candida is the source of this 1789-nucleotide messenger RNA. RefSeq names its product calcium channel flower (gene fwe). The record is from RefSeq and is a predicted model, not a curated record. Gene Ontology annotation, biological process: vesicle-mediated transport. The transcript has 7 exons. NCBI's taxonomy places the organism in Eukaryota, Metazoa, Arthropoda, Collembola, Entomobryomorpha, Isotomidae. Gene Ontology annotation, cellular component: membrane. The coding region runs from base 270 to 1061 and encodes 263 amino acids.
ACUGCACCUUCGACAACUCACUUGCCAAUCUCAUUCCAAAUUCUAGUGUCAAAUUUAAUUUCCUGCAGUGGCAACUACCAAAUCAAUUCUUAGCAACAAUUCACGAGCAACUGUGUACGAAAGACUGCGGAAAUAAACAAAGGGUGGCUAAUUAAUAAAUUGGAAUAAAUCAAACAGCAGGCAGCAGUGAGGCUUUCUCGUAUUCUUUCCGCCAGAAUUAAGAUUCGACACUACCAUCCAAAGAAGACGGUGACGUGGAUUUAUCCAAGAUGCAAGGCUUUGGAGGAGACCCCAUGAAUCAAGGUUAUGGGAAUGGAGCUGGCGAACCAAAGGAGGAGGAUCAACCAUGGUAUGUCAAGUAUGGGAUUCGGGCUCUGGGGACUUUUGCUGGAGGAUUAUGCCUCUUCCUCGGAGCCAUGAAUGUCAUUUUUAGCGUCUUUUCACCCGUAUGUAUGCUGUUCGCGAUCUGGCAAAUGUUGGUCGGAUUCCUUGUUGUGACAAUUGAAGCCCCGUUCUGUUGUGCGUUUGUGGAUCAUGUACAAGUUUUUGCGAGGAAAAUUGAAGAUAGGCCACUAUUGGUUAAAGCAGCAGUAUAUGUCGUGGCACCUUUACCCACGAUUAUAUUUUGCUUUGGAUUCUAUUCGUUUAUUGGAGGCGGAGUUGUGAUUGGAGCCGGCGUUAUCUACGCCAUGAUAGCUCUUGGAAAAAAAGCUUCGAGAGAAGAAAUGGUGAGGAAUGCUCAACAAGCUAUGGGUGGCUCCGGCCUAUCUGGAUCUACCAGUACCUAUCAACCACAACAAUCACAACCGGAAGCAGCAAAGAAUCCUUUCUCGACCAUCAACAUUUCAAGAGAUCCAAUUGCAGCCGCUGCGGCUGAGUGGGCAACUCAUUCAGCUUCUAAAUUUGAACCUCCACCAUCCUACAACUCUAGCGUUGCCAACAGCCAACCGCGUCAAAAUUGGGAUCAGAGUUUUGUGAAUGAAAACCAGUCAUCCAAACCAGCAGCAACCAGUUAUGGGGUAAAUCCUGCCCCCAGUGACCCUCAUAAUCCUUUUCAAUAAUUCUUUUCCUGUCUCUUAUAAUUUUUGUGACAUCUUAAAAAAACAGUCUAAAAUGGAUCAUCUACACCACUUGAUGUAACUUAUAUUUUAUUUAUUAUUACUAUUAUUAUUACUAAACCUCAGUCAUUAGGAGUAAGUGAUUGUUGUAUUAAUCCAACCAAGCAAGGUCCACUAUUAUUAUAUGAAAUCCAUGAUUAAAUUUAUACAUCGGAAGUCUGAUUUAACAUCCCAACCAAUUUAUAAUUACAAAAGACUUCGUUUUUUAUUAAGAAUUUAUUUUUCUGUUUAUUGUUCUAUGAUUCAUAAUAGACGAAAGAUAUCUUGAAAGCAGCAUCUUGGACGAAACGAUAAUUUAUUAUGUUAGAAAUCUUUACUUAGAAGUUAUACAAAUAUUAUGUCCGUUGACUUGACUUGUCUGCGAUACCGCCCACGUUACGUUAUUUUGUUAACAGGCAGUUGAUAAAAUAUAAUCAUCGUGUACCUUUUGUCUAAUUAUUUUUACGUCGCGAAUCCAAGGAUAUCGUCUAACAAAGCCCUUGUGCUGUGCAGUCUGUAAAAUUAAUAACUCAGCUCAGCUCAGUCAUCAUAUAUGUAGCCGUCAGCGUAAGCAGUAGUUCUAGAAUAGUUGUAAAUAGGGUUGAAUAUGUACCUACAUUGAUGAAUUUGUAUAAGUAUAAUACUUUAAUUGAUGGGGGGUUUAUUAAAUAAAUAUGAACAAGCGUAACGAA